AGACGACGAACCAAAAGCGAAAACUGUUGAAGGCUUCCAGCUAACAACUUGCAAACUACUUUCCCUUCGUCAGUGCGAGCGUCAAGUGCACACAACACCGGGGUGGAAGAACUCACUACCCGCCGUUUGGGAAGACAAACUUUAAUAAAUUUGUUUAUGAAGCAAACAAAAUUACUGCCUUCCCUGCGUUAGCCUAUCCAGUCGGCCGCUUUCCCACCCUUUAUGGAGGAGCAAAAAUAGCAACACAGAAGCUUCCGUGUAUUCAGAGGACUUGCAUAAUGUGCUCGGCUGUUGUGUGUGUGUGGUGAAAGAUGAAUCAGGAGACGAUGUGUUGGAUGGUUUGAAGGCUUUUCUCAACACAGCCCAUGAGCUGGCUGGUGUAUUAUUAAGUGAAGCGUAGACACGAGCUGAGACGAGAUUUCAGCAGCUGUUAACCAGCCCAGCGAAGAGAACUGAACUGAACUGAACUGUUUAUUUCAACCAUUCUCAGUCAUUUGUUUUGAUACCCGAAAAGAUCUGGCACUUCUUAAAUCUUGGAGCUAUUUAGCACAGGCACGUUAUGGCACAGCCGUUCAACACUUGCGCCAACACAUGUCAAUCCGUUUCAAAACCAUCUCCUUGCUCUGGAUUGGGGUUAAUAUUUACAUAGCGGUUACCAACAUGUGUGUUUUGGUGCAUCUUCAGGUACUCUGGAGCUGUGCGAAAAUAUUCGCGAUGGAUGGUCGAAAACAGUUCUCACAAACGUUGAAAAUGUGUUCAGCGAAAGUUCCAGUGCUCCACAGUCUUUAUCGAGGUGUCACAAGAUGCAUUGGUUCCGAUACAUAGCGCUAGCGUUUGUGCUUUUACAGGUUGCUCAUGUGCAAGCAGACUUUGGAAUAACGCCUGCAAUUUCUGGAGCUACCACAGUGGAACAGUAUUCACGCCGAAUUCGCGAUGAGGCUAAUGGAAUCGUCAGUGCUUAUGAAGACAUAGCUCUCGAGGGGCCUACGCCAGCGUUCAAUGAAGCAGCAGCUGCUCUUAAGGCGAUGUUUGAGCAGAUCGUAAUUUUUGUGCAGCCAAUCGCACAAUCCAUCGGCACACUGGCCCUCAACGAUGUGGGUCCUGCGGAGGAUCUGUUUGGAGAUGCCGAUACGAAGAUUAAUGCCAUGUCCACGUUUAUUACCGGUAGUGCACAGACUCAGCUUGCUACUAUACAGACGAAAGUUAGUAUAUACGUGCGUACCGAGCUGAACGACAUCCUGAACACCAUCAAGACAACGUUGACCGAGCUUCGCAAUGCUUUGAGUGCACUCCGUACCGCCGUGAUAAGUGCUCGCACUAAUCGUGCUACCACUUCGAACGUACAGAACUACGUGAAGCCUUCCAUGGUGGUGUUAGUGCAAACGAAAACGCUCCAACUCGCAACAGAUCUGCCUGCAGCGAGCUUCUCCGCUAUCGAGACGGCUCGUACUAUCAAUCAGGCAAAUGUAUUCAUCCAGACCGGCAUCACAGUCUCGAGUGGUAUCACGCUGUCCGAGCUGUGGGAAAGUGAGAUGCUGAAGGAAUAUGAGAAUAUCAUAAACUUCUUAGAGCGUUUGAAGACACUCGUAGGCACGGAGAUUCCUCUAGUAAACGGACGAAUUGCUCAGUUUGCUCAAGCGUUCAGUCCACUAACGACACCGCUUCUUUCCAAGUACAGUGAGAUCGAUACGGUGUACGGCAAGAUCACAUCCGGCACCGGUGAUAAUGUCCUCAAUGCGUACAAAACUCUAGUGUCUUCUGCUAUUGGAUACAUCAACAAUCUUCUCAAUAACUUCUACCCACCGAUCGAACCUGCCAUUAAGCGUCUGUCGGAGGUGUUGGUCCAGCGAGGAAAAUACAGUGACUUCUGCUACGAAACGUACUACCCCAAGGUGGAACAGUAUCUGUUCUCGGGCGAGAUGAGUUUGCUGACGUGUCUCAAUGCAGAGCUUGACAGGGAGAAGAGUCUGAUGGAAGCGAUAGUGGAGGUGAUCUAUGAGAUGCAGUUCUUCCUCGAAGAUACUAACGCACAUCUGAAUACAUGCUAUCGAAUAUCGCUGUUCAAUACACCGUUGGCCAAUAAUUGUCUUGAAGAGCACACGGAGUUUUCAGAGCUCAUUCCGUGUACAGCCAUCAAGGAGUACGCUACCAUGCUUCAGCUGCUGUGCAAGGAGGUUGACUCACUGCGGUUCCGACUGUGGGCUUGCGUGUCCCGCGAUACGGCAAGUUUCCCACUCGAAGCAAAGGACAUACUGGCCAACAUAGAAAAGUGUCAGCAGUUUGGUCCUCAGUAAGUUGUAUCCUACCCCAAUUGCAUAGGAAUAAAUCGUGUUCAAUUUAAA
Messenger RNA from Anopheles stephensi (Asian malaria mosquito), 2342 nucleotides. RefSeq lists its product as uncharacterized. The coding region runs from base 804 to 2294 and encodes 496 amino acids. Lineage: Eukaryota; Metazoa; Arthropoda; Insecta; Diptera; Culicidae. The transcript is spliced from 3 exons. The record is from RefSeq and is a predicted model, not a curated record.